GUUGCUUUUUGAACUUUUUGAAACUGCACCUUCGCGAUAAAAAAAAUAAUAAAAAAAAUAAAUAAAAAGUCAAAACCGGCCAAAUUUAAGUGUAAAAUGUCUCUCGACGUGUUUCCCGUCUGUUCCAGCUGUGGAAAGUAUUCGGUUUUAGCUAUUUCCUGCACAAACUGUCUGCAAAUUUGCUGCACUGCUUGUUUCAAUGUUUUGGUUAGUGCAAUGGUAAUGGCUGAUGCCGAUGUGGCACUGUUGGCGGCUCGAGUCUGUCGGAAAUGCCGCAACGAAUGUCGCGUGACCAACUCGGUCACCGGUCCUGGAAACGAAACGAAUGCAUCACUGAGUGUCGACAGAAGUGAUCUUUGCGAUUUGCAUUGGAAAGAGCGUACGCUAUAUUGCUUGAACUGCUCGGUGAGUAUUUGUGGAGACUGCAUGUGCCUUGGAGAGCCACACGACUUUCACCGGAUCGACAAUUUGGUGGCCGUUUAUUUCGAGAGGACCUCAAGGCUAAGGGAUAAAUUGAAGAUCGCUGAGAAAUUCAACGAUGAACUACAUGCGGGAAGUGAGGUUUAUCGGAGAAAUCUUCGGUUCAUUGAGAAAGAAGAGGCUGAGAUGUUAGAAGAGAUUGAAGCAAUUGCCGAGGAAUCUCGACUGGAAGUGUCGCGAGUCACUACAGUUCGGAAGCAGAUACUAAAGGAAAAGCUGAAUGUUCCUUUUACGAAUGGUGCGGUUUUGGAAGAUAUGUGGAAUACAGCAAAACAGGUGUCGCCGUACAGAUUGUUGAAUUUACUUUCGGAGUUUGAUGCUAAUUGUGAUAAACUGCUAGCUCAGGACGUCAAAGUUACGGUUCAACAAACUGACGACUUUCAAUGCCAACUGAUCGAAAAAUAUAAAUGUACGGAAAUUGUUUUUCGAGCGUUUCGCAAUGCUGCCAACGGGGAUAUCUCUGUCUCUCAAUUGAUUAUGGACAACGGUGUUGAAUGGAGAGUUACGGUUACGAAAAUGGAUAUGAUUCUUAUUGAGCCACGUACAGUCGACCCUCGAAUACAGGAAUUUCCCCACAAGCUGCUGGUAACGAUUCCUCAUAAGGACUAUGAGAAGACGAUACACCAAUCAUUCGAACUCGAAGACCAAUACAAAGCGAUAGAGGUUGUAUAUUCCUCAUUUCUUGUAGAAGAAGGUUUUUGCAGGGAAACCAAUGGCGAUUUAGUGAUGAAGAUUGGCGUUCGUUGUAAAAAUGUAUUGUCUGAAUUGGACAUAAUGGAGCUUCAGUACAAUGGUGUAAGAGAUGAAGAUGACUACAAACACCUUGUUAUGCAUUUUCAUCCAAAAUUAAGCAAUCUUAAAAAUAGAACGCCAAUACGUUCCUCUGAAGUUAUAGAUGGUAAAAAUAGACAGUGGUAUUUGGAGGUUUAUGCAGAUGUGCAUUCGAACAAACUUAAAGCUUUUAUCGGUUUGCAGAAACGAUCUGCCGUUUGCUGUGAUUUCUUCAUCGAACUGAUACAUACCAAUGUAACGAAAAAUAUUGUCAUAAAACGACAGAGCAAAAAUUUCAACACAUCAUUUAUAUGGGAAUAUCAGUUUAUCAGUUUAGACUCAUUGAACAACGAUUGCGGCUUUUCUCCAGGUGGUAAUUUGCAUUUUCGGUUUGGAGUGCGGCCCUUAUCCAAUUCUACAGAUAUCUCAGCACAAGGUGCAUCAGCGAAUGCCUAAUAUUGUUUGUUAGAAAACACUUAAUGUUGAACCUUUUUUUUUUCAAAGAACCUAAACUGAAUAUGAUAAGCAAACACGUAGAUUAUAAUGAUUUAUAUACAUGCUGCCAACAUCUAAUGUUAUCGAAUAUUUUAUAGUCCAUUGUUACAUAAUAAAUUAAUGAUCUCAUAAUUUUUGGAAUCUACUUGGGGGGGAGGGGGGAAAGCCUAUCUGUUGGAUCGUAGUAAUCAAUGGAUCA
This is a messenger RNA of Armigeres subalbatus, 1945 nucleotides long. RefSeq lists its product as uncharacterized. The coding region runs from base 97 to 1707 and encodes 536 amino acids. Gene Ontology annotation, molecular function: tumor necrosis factor receptor binding; ubiquitin protein ligase activity; zinc ion binding. The transcript has 3 exons. The record is from RefSeq and is a predicted model, not a curated record. Gene Ontology annotation, cellular component: peroxisome; aggresome. NCBI's taxonomy places the organism in Eukaryota, Metazoa, Arthropoda, Insecta, Diptera, Culicidae. Gene Ontology annotation, biological process: negative regulation of centriole replication; protein autoubiquitination.